GCGCUCCUGACAGGGAGGAGCCUCAACUUGUUUCUGUAAUCUGCAGUGAUAUCAUAACCCUGCAACAUGAAGGUGCGCUCAUGUGACAGCCGCUCAUCCCCGUCCUCGGGCUGGACUCAGGUGCAGUAAAAGGGGCUAACCAGUUAGCAUGGGGAACAAAAGGAGGAAGGACGCCAGCUGAGCUCCUGCACCAGACCAGAAAAACAGAAAUGGCUCAAUCAGUGAGACGGCCGGAGACGUUAGGAGCCGUCAACCUCAAACCUCAGGCGGAUAAAACCAGGAGCGGCUACUUCUGCAACGUGAAGAGCAGGUUAGGAUCCAAGCUGCCUGCUGGUGUUUCUCAGCCUCCACGGUUUGCGAAGCCUCCCUGGGAGAAUCGACCUCAAUCCCACAUCAUGCAGAACGCCGCGGCCGGCGCUGCGCAUAGCAACGACCCCGUUGCCGUGGGCCGACCCCUUGACCAUGUCCCCCACAUCAGGAACCCAAAGCUGAGGCAGUACUACCUGCAAGGAACGGUGUGGGAGCUAAGCAACGCCGUAGUGACUGCGGAGCGCGUUGGUUUACCAGCAGAUGGCAGCACUGGUCUCCCCGGGGACACGGUGUUCAGCGUUUCGUCUACGUUCAACAGCAGCGAUGGAUCCUCAGGGGACAAGAGCAAAACUUCAACACAACUCAGCUCUGAUACCAACGUAAUAAAAGAGCAGCUGGUCUCGAAGAGAAAGGACGCCUCUGUCAGUGGGAAAUCCUCUCAGCUUGAACUGGACUGCAGGUCCAAGGAGAAACCGGAGGCAGAUGCAGAUCAGGACUGUUUGGAUUCGCUCCCGGCUCAGACUCCGUCCCCCUCUCCAGAGGCUGAAUAUGACAAACUUCUUGAUGUGGAGGCGGUGCCGCUGCCAGAUGGGCACCUCUGCCUUCUGGCUCUCCCUCCGGAGUGCUGCCAGGGCGAGCGCCCAGCUGCCAUGUUAUAUCUCAAACUGUUCUGCCGUUACAUCACCGACGGAAAGGGUGUGGUUUCUGGUAUCCUGGUGGUGACGCCCACUAAAAUCUUCUUCGACCCAUCCAAAACCCAUCCGCUGGUGACGGAGCACGGCUUCGAGGAUUACCUUCUGUCUUGCGCUGUUGACAGUUUGGCGUCCGUCUCCUUCUUCUCUGAUGUUUCACACAUUCACUUCAGCGCCUCCCAGCAAAGAAGGAGAGGAAAAGCAAAGAACAUAUUCCAGAAGCUCAAAUCCACCAAGAGCCAUGGAGGCAAAAAGCCGGAGGAUUCCCCCCCGGCGCUGGUUUCUGCGGCUCCGUCGCUGCUGCCCAGUCCCACCCUGAGCCUCACCAACCAGGUUCCCCAGCAGGACGAGGCGGACAGCAGAGACACGGACGAUGUGGACGGGGGGCUGGACGGCGGCUCGCUCAGGGUGCUGACCGAGGAGCCUGUGGGCGGCCUGGCCGUCCUGAGCAGCGCCGCCACUUUCUGCUGCGGCGGACCAGAAGACAAGGAGAAGUCCUCAGAGAAGAGUCAGACUGAAGCUCCUCGAAGGCCGUCGGCGGGAAGUCUCGGGGGUUUGAUGUUUGUGCGACUGCGGGUUCAGUCGCCUGCGGGGAAGAAGAGUUCAGCUAAAACUUUACCCAGGAGGGACACCUGGCUCGCUCUGACACAAGAAAGCUCCGACGAGCUGCGUUCCUUCCUGCAGCUUCGCCGGCCAGACCUGCGUCUCCUGGACGGGGAGGAGGAGGCAGACCACGAGGAAGAAGAGUUCGUUCUCAUAGAGGACAGAGCAGAGGAGGAUGAAGAGAUGUUUCCGACGCUGCGCGGCUCCGGAGACGACUGGGAGUUGGUGUUGAUGGAGGAGAAUAAAGACAAGCUGGGCGCGAUGAUCGACAGGGAACCCGAAGGGGUCGGUAACGUCGUGGAGAACAGCCGCGUUCUGCAGGUUUCACAUGUCAGAGAGCUGUGUAAGGAGCUUCCUGCCAGGACGGUGGGCCGCGCCUGGCAGCUCGCUUACAGCACGUCCCGGCACGGCGCCAGCCUCAAGUCUCUCUACAGGAAGCUCAGCAGCACCGACUCUCCUGUGCUGAUUGUCAUAAAAGAUGCUCUGGAUGAGCUUUUUGGGGCCUUCCUGUCUGAUCCUCUGAGACCCAGUGAGACGUUUUACGGUACUGGAGAAACCUUCCUGUUCAUGUUGCAUCCUCGUUUUAAGAGCUUCAGGUGGACAGGAGAAAACUCCUUCUUCAUUAAAGGAGACCUGGACUGCUUCGCUGUUGGCGGCGGAAGCGGUCACUUCGGGCUGUGGGUCGAUGAGAACCUGUAUCUGGGCCGCAGCAGUCCUUGCUACACCUUCAACAACUGCUGCCUCUCUGAAACAGACGAUUUCCGCAUCAUGGAGCUGGAGGUCUGGACGUUCAGCUGAGGACACGGCUAUUCGCCCAGAAGAAACUCGUCUAUGUAGAUCACGUCUAUAUAGAUGUAUAUUACCAGACUGUCCUCAGCCAAACUGAGUGCUCUUAAUGUAAAUUAGCAUCCUCAUAUUGUUUUAUAAUUGGACAUUAAUACGUGUAAAUACAAUCCUGCCUUGUUAAUGCAUGACUAAUGUUAAAAUACGUACGAGAUCUGAGGAGUUCAUCUGCUCUUCAUCAGCGCUGAUCAUCAUGUCUGCGGUUUUUCGUCCAGCUGGAACAGAGACGAUGCGUUUUUUUCUGUUCUACGGUAAAACGGCAUCGAAACUGGACGAGCGUCAUCACUGCUGCUCAAGACUCUGACCGAUCUGCGUGGCUUACAUCAUUCAGUGGGUUAAUGCAUGGAAAUCUGCACAAUGUGAAUUUGAAUGGUUGUUUCAUGGAUCUGCACGGCUGGUAAAACGUUUGCUUUGACUCGUCAUCACCUGCACAGACGCCAUUUUGUUUAAUGACACCUACAAACUAUGUUUUGUUUAAGUUGGAGUUAUUAUAUACAAUGAAGUAUUACAGCCAUACUAACAAAAAAACUAAAAAAAAUUAUUUAUGAGUAAAGUCAUAGUACUAUGGCUUUAUUAUCAAUACUAUGAAUAAAGUACUACUAAAUUAGUUUAUUUCAAUCAUUUAUCGAUUCAUCUAUUCAAACUAUGAAUAAAGUCAUAGUAUGAGAAUAGUCAUAUUUAAAAAAUAAAGUAUUACAAAAAUGAACUCAAAACAAUUCAAGCCCAAUCAUGACUUUAUUCUCAUGACAGUUUUAUAUUGCAACUUUAUUCUUGUAUUAUUUUGAUUUUAUUUCAGUUUACUCUUAUUAUUAAAGGCCGUUGGAAUCAAAUUACGCGACUUGACCCUCAUAUUUUCAUUUUCUUAGCGUGGCCCUAAUGCUGUCGCACUUAUAUGACACAAUUUGGUUUAAAAGGCAAAACUUAAUUCACAGCUUUGAAUUUAUUGGUAAUUUUCUCUAAUCAAAACUCUUCCUCCUAAUAUUUGGUUAGACAUUUCUUUGCAGCUCCAGAGAAACGACACUUUUGCAUGGAAACCACAGAUUUCCAUGGAUUAACCCACUGAAUGAUGUAAGCCAGGCAGAUCGGUCAGAGUCUUGUAAAUCUGGAUGGAUAUUUGACUUCUCCUCCUUUAACGCUUGUGACCAGAACUGUUUAUUAGAUUGUUAAGGAGAAAAAUAGACUCAUUUGUAUAGAAAAUGUGUAUUUAUUAUGAAAAAAUGGCACUAAUAGUUCAGGGAAUAACUUGUUUCUCCAAAAGGCGUUGCACAGGAAACUGAAAUGACUUGGUUAAAGUUUUGGAAGGUUUGUAGUAACCAACUUGUUUUAUACUCAAAUGUAAAUUAAUCACAUAACUGAGGCAUGAGAUGAAAACAAAAACGUUUCUUGUCUAAUACAGUAAAGCAGGCUCUAUACCCAAAACAUCUUUACAGUUAACACAUCAGUUUUGUCUCCUGUAUGAAGCAAGUGGAAUAAACGUGAAACAA
Molecule: messenger RNA, 3931 nt
Organism: Poecilia latipinna (sailfin molly)
Lineage: Eukaryota; Metazoa; Chordata; Actinopteri; Cyprinodontiformes; Poeciliidae
Product: nuclear receptor coactivator 7
Exons: 16
Coding region: 210-2402 (730 amino acids)
Biological process (GO): regulation of transcription by RNA polymerase II; response to oxidative stress
Cellular component (GO): nucleus
Source: RefSeq, a predicted model, not a curated record